Molecule: messenger RNA, 1339 nt
Organism: Cicer arietinum (chickpea)
Lineage: Eukaryota; Viridiplantae; Streptophyta; Magnoliopsida; Fabales; Fabaceae
Product: GATA transcription factor 7-like
Biological process (GO): positive regulation of DNA-templated transcription; cell differentiation
Cellular component (GO): nucleus
Molecular function (GO): sequence-specific DNA binding; zinc ion binding
Source: RefSeq, a predicted model, not a curated record
AAAAGAAAUUAAUAAUUAUUAUAAGCAAUAUCUCAACGCUUGUUUCGCUUAUUUCAGUGCUUCCAAACCAAAGGAAACUCUCCUGCGGUUUCCCCUCUUUGUCUUCACCACUUUUAAUUUCUUUUUAUCAGGUAGAAGAAACUACAGGGAGAGAAAAAGAAAAUGGAAGUUGUGGUGGCAAAAGCGUUGAAACCAAGCUUGCGGACAGAGUCUAUUUUCCCGCAAACAAUUUGCGAAGAGAUUCUGUGUUUGAACGCUAACAACGUUGUUGUCGGCGAAGAUUUCUCUGUCGACGAUUUGCUUGACUUUUCCCACGGCGAAUUCCAACACAGUUCCGUCGGAAAAGAAAUUGAUGAUUACGAGGAAGAGGAAGACCAGGAAAAGGACAGCGUUACCUCAGGUUCCUCACAUGACCGUACAGAAGACGACGGUAUCUCCAAUUCCACAGCGUUUUCCGGUUCCGCCGAGUCUGACUCCAUUUUUGCCGCCGGAUUGGAAGUUCCGACCGAUGAUGUUGCGGAUUUGGAAUGGGUGUCUCAUUUUGUGGACGAUUCUCUGCCGGAACUUUCUCUACUGUAUCCAGUUCGGGCCCGGCCCGAACCGGAACCUAGACCGAGCCCAACCGAAACUCCUGUUCAUCUCUCUUUAAUCCGUAAAAAGCCCAGAACCAACAAGACCAGAAAGCCCAACUGUCAUAUUUGGUCCUUCAACCCCGUACUUUCCGCGACGAAGAAGCAGAGGAAAAAGGCAGAGGUCCAACCAGGUGGACCCCAGUUUCAGCGACGCUGUAGCCAUUGCCAGGUGCAGAAAACUCCACAGUGGAGAACCGGUCCACUUGGACCCAAAACCCUAUGUAACGCUUGCGGCGUCCGGUUUAAGUCCGGUCGGCUUUUCCCGGAGUAUAGACCGGCUUCAAGUCCGACAUUCUCUGGUGAUAUUCACUCGAACAGCCACCGUAAGGUUUUGGAGAUGAGGCGGAGGAAGGAGACGGAUGAGACUGCGUCUGGUUUGAACCGGGUUCAAAUGGUCUAGAGUUGGUUUAGUGGUAAGGUUAGAUUAGAUAUUUUGUCAACGAACCGGUCUGAACCGGUUUAUUUUUGGUAAAAUAGUCAAUGAUUUUAGUUGUAGUAACUAGUCAGCUAAGGCAGGUAGCGGAAAUUAGGAAAAGAGCAUUGAUUGUCUGUGACUAUGUCCCAUUCUCUCAGUGCAAUUAAUUUGUUUAAUUUAAUGAAAUUAAAAUAUAGUUAAGUCUAGGAUGAUGAGAAUUUUAAAUGAGGCCAUCUUGGCCAUCUAUUUUAAUUUUUCAAGUUGGGAUAUUAAUUUUAUUUUAUUAUUUACA